Pipistrellus nathusii (Nathusius's pipistrelle) is the source of this 744-nucleotide messenger RNA. Lineage: Eukaryota; Metazoa; Chordata; Mammalia; Chiroptera; Vespertilionidae. The record is from the annotation of a GenBank genome assembly.
AUGAAUGGCAGGGCUGAUUUUCGAGAGCCGAAUGCUGAAGUUGCAAGACCAAUUCCCCACAUAGGGGCUGAUUACAUUCCCACAGAAGAAGAAAGAAGGGUCUUCGCAGAAUGCAAUGAUGAAAGCUUCUGGUUCAGAUCUGUGCCUUUGGCUGCAACAAGUAUGUUGAUUACUCAAGGAUUAAUUAGUAAAGGAUUCCUUUCAAGUCAUCCUAAAUAUGGUUCCAUUCCUAAACUCAUAUUUGCUUGCAUCAUGGGAUACUUUGCUGGAAAGCUUUCUUAUGUGAAAACUUGCCAAGAGAAGUUCAAGCAUCUUGAGAAUUCCCCUCUUGGAGAAGCUUUACGAUCAGGACAGGCACGACGAGCUGCAAUACCUGGGUACUAUUCUCAGAAGCCAAGAUAUGAAUCCAAUGUGAGUGAUCACUCAUCUUUUGUGACAGCCCCCGCAGCAGAUAACAUGGAUAAAGAGAAGUUUCCUCGUUAUGAGCCAAUUCCAUUUAGUUCUUCUAUGAACGAAUCUACUCCCACUGGUAUUACUGAUCAUAUUGCCCAAGGACCUGAUCCCAGGCUUGAAGAAAGUCCUAAAAGAAAAAGUAUUACAUAUGAGGAAUUAAGGAAUAAGAACAGAGAGUCAUAUGAAGUAACUUUAGCACAUAAGACUGACCCCUCAGUCAGGCCUAUGCAGGAAAGAAUACCCAAAAAAGAAGUCAAAGUAAACAAAUACGGAGAUGCUUGGGAUGAGUGA